Molecule: messenger RNA, 11306 nt
Organism: Culicoides brevitarsis
Lineage: Eukaryota; Metazoa; Arthropoda; Insecta; Diptera; Ceratopogonidae
Product: cubilin homolog
Exons: 9
Coding region: 69-11186 (3705 amino acids)
Molecular function (GO): calcium ion binding
Source: RefSeq, a predicted model, not a curated record
AAAACUGGACUUUUUAUUUAAAAAAAACUUUGAAAAUUUAAGUGAAUAAUGUGCUAAAAGCGAAAAAAAUGAUGCAAAAAAUAUAUAUUUUAAUAAUUUUCUUGCAAAUUAAUUUUUUGUGGGUGUUUUGUCAGAAUCAACCUCGAAUUUUAUCACAAAAUGGAAAUUUAAAAAUUGAAGUAGGAGACAACAAAACAAUCUCUUUCCGGACAAGAAAUUUAGUCGUCAACGAUAUUGAUCUCAUCCCCAUGCUAAAUGGCAUCCAAAAUAAAUCCGUGUCACAAUCGACUGACGAAUUGGGUUUAUCAGACCAAAUAGCUCGAAUCCGAAGAAUUUUGUACAACAAUGGGGGCGUCCUUCGUCGGAUACAGCGAUUAGAAAAUCGCACACGAAAUGUCAGACCGGGAGGCAAUAACGUGAAUUUAGAUCGUAUUCGACGUCGUUUACGAGUUUUGGAGACACGAGUCAACAGAAUCACGCUAAAACUCCGCGAAGAUAAUUGUCGUUCGAAUCCAUGUCAAAAUGGUGGAACUUGCUUCGACAUGUACGACUCCUUCUUUUGUCAAUGUCCCAAAAAUUGGCAAGGUCGUUCAUGUAGCGAAGACGUUAAUGAGUGCGCUUUGUUCGCUGGCACAGAUUUGGGAUGUCAGAAUGGCGCGUCGUGCGUUAACAUGCAAGGAAGUUACGAGUGUCGUUGCGCUCCGGGCUUCUUUGGGACACAUUGUGCCAGCAGAACGAACGAUUGCAGCACAUCGGGCGCGGAAUUGUGCGGACAUGGCGUUUGCGUGCAUGCCAACAACCAAAAUGGAUAUAAAUGUAUUUGUGAUCAAGGGUGGAAAACGAAUGAUAUAACGCCAGCAUGCACGGUUGAUGUGAAUGAGUGUCUCGAAAAUAAGCCGCAUUGCUCGAAAGAUCCCGAAGUGGAUUGCAUAAAUUUGCCGGGAAGCUUCAUGUGUGGGCGAUGUCCUCCGGGAUACACGGGAAACGGAUAUUAUUGCACUGAUGUCGACGAAUGUGAGUCGAAUAAUGGAGGUUGUAGCACAGCACCGUUCGUUGAGUGCAUUAACACAAGAGGAUCUGUGAGAUGCGGAAGUUGCCCGCAUGGCUUCACGGGUGACGGAAAAACUUGCGUUGCAUCAACGGGAUUCGCCUGUUCAAACGACAACUUGUGUCACCCAUUGGCGAGAUGCGUUGAAUACCAAAAUAGCAUCGUAAAUUGCAUUUGCCCGCCGGGUUACGCUGGAUCUGGCUACGGACCCCAAGGUUGCCUUCCAUCCAACGACACAAGUGCAUGUCCAAGUAAUUUCUGUCAAAAUGGGGGCACAUGUUACGUAAACGGCACCUCGUUUGCAUGCCGUUGUCCUCCCGGAACGCUCGAGCCAAAUUGUUACAGCAGGGUACGAAUGUGCGAUACAAAUCCUUGUCUCAAUGGCGGCACUUGCACCGAUCGCGAUGGAUCGUUUUACUGCUCUUGUCCGCGAUCGUUCACCGGAAUUCGUUGUCAAACGCCGAAAAGAAGUUGCGGCGGUCGUCUAAGACAAAAUAAUGGCACUUUGAAAUAUCCCGAGGGCAGUGAUCAGUACAGACAUAAUACACGAUGUGCUUGGAUCAUUCAAACGUUGAACUCGUCGAUGGUGCUUAACGUGACUUUCAAGUCGUUCGACUUUGAGGGUGCCGUUCGUGGUGAAUGUCGUUUCGAUUGGCUGCAAAUUCACGAUGGCCCGACUUCGUCUGCCUACAUGAUUGGUCGUUUUUGCGGAAAUGCCCUGCCAAAAGGCGGAAAUAUUCUUUCGACGCACAACGCCUUGUAUUUGUGGUUCCGUUCGGACAACAGCACGGCGCACGAUGGCUUCGAAUUGACGUGGGAAGCCAUCCAACCGGUUUGCGGAGGAGAUUUUGAAGUCACCAGUCAUGGCGUAAUUAGUUCUCCUGGAUCUCCCGGCAAUUAUCCCAUGAACCGAGAUUGCUACUGGCGUUUGACAGCACCUCCGGGAAAACGGCUCCAAUUGAAUUUCCAUUCGUUGCACAUUGAAGCGCAUGUCGAUUGUGCCUACGAUUUCUUGGCAGUUUACGACGGAAACAACCAAGAGUCUCCGUUACUCGAAAAAUUCUGUAAUUCAUCGAAUCCGGAACCGCUAUUGACCCCAAAGAACGAAGCUCUUUUACAUUUCCACUCGGAUGACGACAACUCAGACACGGGUUUUACGAUUUCCUACAACGUUCAGCCAGGAAUUCCGGGAUGCGGAGGACUUUACACUGCCGAAGAAGGGCUUUUGACGUCGCCUGUCUCGUAUGAGGACAAAACUUACCCAAAUAACGUGGAAUGCGAUUAUCUGAUUAGACAACCGAAAAAUGUAAAGAUUCAAUUGACCAUCAUGGAAUUUCAUCUGGAGGACAGUAGCGAUUGCAACUUUGAUUAUCUCGAGAUUUACGAUGGCAAAAGCACGAGUGAUCCUCUCAUCGGUCGUUUUUGCCACACAUCCAUUCCGCGAAGCAUCAAAUCCGAAAGCAACGAAAUGCUGUUGAGAUUCAAAACGGAUUGGUCGACCGCGCAUGGCGGAUUUAGCAUCAAGUACAAAGCGAUAUGCGGCGGCACGUUCUCCGAGUCAUCUGGCAUCAUCACGAGUCCCUAUUACCCGAAAGAGUAUCCCGGAUCUGCGGAUUGUCGAUAUGAGAUAGAGGCUCCUUUGGGAUCUGCCAUCGAACUUGACUUUGAGGACUUGGAUAUGGAACAAAAUGCAGAAUGUAGUUAUGAUUUUAUUGAAAUUUUCGAUGGACACACCUCAAUUGGGAAAUAUUGCGGUUCUAGUAAGCCAUCGCGAAUCGUUUCUACUUACAACUAUUUGACGAUUGCCUUUCAAACGGACAAUACGAUGCAUGGACGAGGUUUUAAGGCGAAUUACACUUUUGUCAAUUUGAAAUGCGGUGGAAUUGUUAAAGCAAAUGGAAGUAUUAUCACGCCUCCGUUGCAAGAAGGCACGUACGAGAAUGAUUGUUCCUGCAAAUGGUUAAUUGUGGCACCGGAAGGCUUCAAUAUUCAAAUGAAUUGGGUGACGUUCGAGAUGGAAGGUCAUGAAAAUUGCACCUUUGAUUAUGUCGAAGUGUUUGACAACUCGACGCAAAGCGGUGCUUCGCUGGGAAGGUUCUGCGAAACGAUACCGCCAGUGAUGACGACUGUGGGAAAUAUUGCAACGGUGUUCUUCAAGUCGGAUUCUUCACAUGCCCUUGCUGGAUUUUCGUUGAGGGUGGACUUUAUGAAUGCUAAAGAAAAUUGUGGCGGAACAUUUUUCUCCAAAUCCGGUUACAUUCGCAGCCCGGGCUGGCCACAUUCCUACGUCAACAACAAAGCUUGCGAAUGGAUCAUACAAGUACCGAGCAACAAUCAAAUCCAACUGAGCUUCAAAAAUUUCAGCGUCGAAGAAUCAACGGACUGCAAAUUCGACAUGCUUCUGAUCCGAAAUGGCGCUCAAAAGACAUCUCCCUUAAUUGGAUCAUUUUGUGGAACGACUUUGCCACCGAACAUCAGAUCAUUCGGCAAUCAGCUGUACUUGCAAUUCGUUUCUGAUGGGUCUCGUAGCGAAGCUGGCUUCGAAAUUGAAUGGACAAGUGCCUCAACGGGAUGCGGCGGAACACUUUCAAGUUACAAAGGAACCAUCACAAGUCCUCAAUAUCCCGACAAAUACAGUGCUAAUGCUUUGUGCUCUUGGCGCGUCAUUGUGAGUCAAGGAUCAAAAAUUCGUCUCGUUUUCUCGGAUUUCGAUUUGGAAGCUGAUCCCAAUUGUAACUACGAUUAUUUGGAGGUGUUUGAUGGAAAGGAUGCCAGUGCCAAAUCUUUGGGCAAAUAUUGCGAUUCGAAUAAUCACCCGUUGGACUUGCAAACGACCAGUAAUUAUGCAUUUGUCCGGUUUGUGAGUGAUCGUUCCAAUCAAAAUCGCGGAUUUAGUCUCAAUUACAUGUCGGUUUGCAAUACAACACUCACCGGAUGGAACGGCGUCAUCGAGUCUCCGAAUUUCCCGCAAGAAUAUCCACACAAACUCCAGUGCGAAUGGAAAAUCGAGACCUACAAAGGCAACAAAGUCUAUGUGGAAUUCACAGAUUUCGAUUUUGAAGUGUCGCAUGGAUGGAGCCAAAAUACCUGUCCCUACGAUUACGUCAAAGUAACGCAAUACCAGAAAAACGAGACGGUCCAAAUGAACAAAUAUUGCGACGAAAAGCCAAAAAGUUUCACGAGUGUCGACAAUCAAGUGUCAAUUUUGAUGAGCACGGAUCAAAGUGGCCGCGGUAAGGGUUUCCGUUUGGAAUGGAGCACCGAAGGGUGUGGCGGCAUCCUAACAAAGCCACGUGGCACCUUGACGACGCCAAACUACCCGAAUGCGUAUCCGCAUGACGUGGAGUGCGUGUGGGACAUUCAAGUGGACUUCGGAAAAACCGUCGAAUUGACAAUAACUGAUCUCGACAUUGAAAAUUCGAAUGAUUGCAAGUUUGAUGGUCUCAAAAUAACGACGGGAGGCGAUUUGAAUCUGGAUGUGGCGACAUUGUGUCAUUCGGAUCGGGUUGAGCGGAAAAUUGUGGCACAUGGGCAUCAGAUGCGAGUCCAUUUCUUCAGUGACAGCUCACUGAAUCAUCGGGGCUUUAGUGCGACGUACAAUACAAUUGAUGCGGCAUGUGGUGGUUUGCUGACAAAUCCAUCGGGAAUGAUUUAUUCGCCAAAUUAUCCCAAAGUUUAUGGCAAAAAUGAGACUUGCGAGUGGCGAAUAACGGUAGAUGCCUCACACAAAGUCGAACUUUCGCUGAAAGAAUUUGAUUUGGAGCCAAGUAUGCUUUGCACGAAUGAUAUCUUGUACAUUUAUGACGGAGAAGUUGAGCGCGAGGAUAAAAUUCUUUUGAAGGCGUGUGGAAAUUCGAUGCCAAAUCAAACGUCUUUCACAUCGAGUGGCAAUAAUGUUCUGGUUGUCAUGAAAACAGAUGCGGAAGAGGAAUACAAGGGAUUCAAUUUGCAGUAUAAAACGUCGUGUGGAUCGUAUAUUCGCACGAACGAAAGUGGCAUGAUACAUUUGUCGGACAUCACGAGAAUCGAGAAUUAUAACUGCACGUGGGUCAUUGAGGCAGACGAUUUGAGUCAACAUGUGAGCUUGACCGUUACACAUAUUGAGAGCAUUUUUGGACGUCCGGGUGACACGGAUUGCUUUACUUUCUUAAGGAUUUUGGAUGGAACAUCCUUAGAUGGCCCCGAACGAGCUAAAAUUUGCGAAAUGAAAGCUCCCCCAACAAUUGUCAGUAACGGAAAUGCUUUAACAAUACAUUUGGAGGCCAACAGAACGUUCAGCGAAUCACUCAUUGGCUUAGACAUCGUUGUGCAAUACUCAGUAUUCGACAAUGCUUGUGGCGGUACUCUUACGAGCUAUUCAGGCAGCUUUGCUUCACCUUCGUGGCCACUUCCGUAUCCAGCCAACGUGGAAUGCAUUUGGAUCGUCAAAGCCUCACCUGGAAAUAGUUUGAGCGUCACAUUAAGAGAUAUCGACAUCGAAGAAUCCGAAAAUUGCAUAACAGAAUAUUUGGAAAUUCGUGAAAAUAACGGCGCUGGGCAACUUUUGGGAGUCUACUGUGGCACAACUAUCGAUCAAAAUCACACAAAUAUCAAUACUUACUGGAUUCGGUUCAAAAGUGGUCAAACGCCAGGUUCGUCAAAGGGAUUCAUCGCUGAUUAUUCUUAUGUCACACACAAUGAAUUAACGGCAUUGACUGAUGUUAUUACGUCACCUUUGUUCCCGCGACACUUCCUCGGAGAUCAUGAAAUGACAUACAGAGUCACGGUGGAAGUUGGAAGAGUAAUUUCUAUCGAUUUUGAGCGAUUGGCAUUCAGUUCUAAAUUAAAUGGAUUAUGCAUGGCUUUCAUCAAGAUUUAUGACGGAUAUGAUGAGACAGCAGUACCAUUAGUCGAUCAAUUAUGCGGCUUUGAGAUCCCAGAUGCCGUAACGUCAACCACAAAUGUCGUUUAUAUCGUCGCCAGGCUCGACAGUUUCAACUCGCACCGCGCAAAUAUGUUCAAAAUGCGAUAUCGUGCAAUAAAUCCGAAGAAAAUAACGAACGCAACACUAAUCGACGGUUGUGGCGGUGACAUUACACUCGAAAAAAGAGAUCAAUUCAUUAACGUGACAUCGCCCGGAUAUGCUAAUGGCGGAUAUGCACCAAAUCUGAACUGCACAUGGAACUUGUACAGCGCAAAUCCUCAAUUUCAUCCUGCAUUCUACUUUGCCGAAGUGGAUCUCGAGGACACAGUUGAUUGUUUGGGCGAUUACGUGCAAUUAUCGACGUCCAAAGAUGCUGUUUCAUGGACAAAACUGGAUCGCAUCUGCAAUGUGAAUUUCCGGAACACCUUAAUGUACCGACCGACGUUCGGAAAGCCGUAUUUAAGGGUGAAUUUCCGUUCGGAUUUCGCAACAAACCGCACUGGCUUUGCAGGAAUCGCCUUUUUGAGAUGUGGCGGUGAGCUAACGGGCCCUAAUGGGGUAAUUUCGAACAUGAAUACAACUGUGAUGUCCAUGAACGAUGUUUGUUUGUACAAUAUCACGGUUCGUCCCGGCAAAAUGAUCAAAUUCAAGUUCAAAUCGCUGCAUUUGCCCAAAGUACAGGAUAAAUGUGCGUCUUAUGUCAUGUUCAAGAAUGGGCGGGACGACACAGCUCCCCUUCUGGGUGACGGCAAGUAUUGCGGAGUUGAUGAAAAUUUUGAAAUUCCACAAACAUCGAGUCGGUAUGCUUUUAUAAAAGUUUUCACGCACAUCGCAUCCGCUAAUUACGCCUUGGAGUACACCGAAGUUGGCGUUGAGUGCGGCGGACAAAUUUUACUCACAGAACGAAUGAAUUCUUCGAAAAUUUCGACGCCAAAUUUCCCCAAUAUUCCGCAUCCGCACUCCGAAUGCAUCUGGAAUGUCGUUGCGCCGAACGGGGAAGCCAUUACACUUUCGUUCAUGUCGCAUUUUGACUUGUACCGAGCUUCGGAUUGCUCGCAGGAGUAUAUCGAAGUGCUGGAUGGCGGAUCUGAACGUGCAAAUGUCAUCGACAGAUUUUGCGGCAAUAGACCACCAAAUCCCAUCACAAGUACCUCGAAUAGACUUCGCAUCAAAUUCUUCACGGAUAUCGAUGAGCCCCGAAGUGGCUUCGAAGCUGAGGUCAAAAUCGCGACAUGUGGCGGAAAAUAUACGGCCAGUGACGGAACAAUUGCCUCAAACGGUUUCGGCAGUCCUGGGGCUUAUCCGGCAAAUACUGAAUGUGUUUAUACCAUCAGUGGUCCCUUGGGUCGAAAUCUCGAGCUGUCCUUCAAACAAAUGGAUUUGCCACAAAGCGAUAAUUGCAGCGAAGUUGAUCACCUGGAAAUCUACGUCGGAUCCUAUGCCUUUGAAGAAAACAGUAAUGGAAGGGAUUUGUACGGGAUAUAUUGCGGAAAUGUGCUUCCACCGAACAUAAAUGCCGGUUCCAAUGACAUUGUGAUAAAAUUCAAAACAUUUGCCGCCCAAACGACGUUCAAGGGAUUCCAAUUGCGAUAUAACGCCUCGUACAGGAGAUGUCGCCAAGAAAUAACUGCGGAAUCGGGUGUCAUUACGUCCUUCGGAUAUCCGAAUCGAAUUGUUAAUACGAUGUGUGAGUGGCGUAUCACGGUUCCCAAAGGUCGUCGUGUCACCGUUGAAAUUGUGGAUUUGGAUUUUUCCACAAGUAUUUCGUCCUAUAUGCAACGAAUCGCCUUUUACAACAGUUUUACGCCGAAAAAUCGCAUUAAAACGAUCCACGCAGGCGAUCCACUGCAAACAAUCAGCUCGUCCGACAAUAAAAUGCUCAUUUCCGCAUGGAGUCGACAACAAACCAACAAUCGCGGCUUCAAAAUGGUCUUUAGCUCGAACGAGACAACGUUGUGUCAGGGAUCUUUGGAUGAUGAUUCCGGUACAAUUUACGCGCCGCAGAGCAAUUCGUCGUACACGUGCGAAUAUGAGCGAACGCGACACUUUUCCAGCGGCACGUUGAUGUUGGAGCUAAAGGACAUCCGAGCAGGAAGUCGCAGAACGCCCGGUUGUCGGUAUUCGUUGUCGAAACUUGAGGUGCAAUGGAAAAGUGCUCCAGCUGACGUUGACUCGUAUUUUGCUCUGUUAUGCGGCAAUGAAACGCGAGAAGUUACUUUAUUUUCGCCUUUUUAUGAUAUUGUCAUCAGUGCGUACCAGACCUUCUUCAUGGGAGUCACGAAUUUCACGCUAAACUACAGACUUUUGAGUUGCGGCGGGCAGUUUAGCGGAAGCCGGAUCAUUGAACAACCAACAUUUGGCAAUACGCCAUCGUAUAGCAUCGGUUGCGGUUACUACAUCAGUCAAAAAAGUGACACUACAAUGCAUAUCGCUGUGAAAAAAUUGAAAUUAACGCAAACAUGCGACAAGGAAUACAUUCAAUUGCAUAACGGACCUACCCCGAUGAGUCCGCAUCUCGUACGUUACUGCGGAAAUUCGUUGCCAGAUGAGCCCUUGAACACCCAAAGUGCCCAUUUGUACCUUUUCUACUACUCCGAGACAUUUAAUCCGCAGAGCGAGUUCCGAAUUGACGUCGUUCCAACACGGGCAGCAUGUGGCGGUGUCAUUCACAUGCCAAUUAGCACCAUCUCAAGUCCCAGUAAGAACGGUACGUACUUCAAUAACAUGGAAUGCGUGUGGGAAUUGCGAGCUGAUGCCGGUUACACGAUCGAUUUGUGGUUCAAAGACAGAUUUUUCAUCGAAGAGGCGCCGGAUUGCAGCAAAGAUUAUGUCGAAAUCACGACUUUGACGAGUUUGGAUACCUGGACCUCGCUUGGAAAGUUCUGCGGACGUCAUUUGCCGCCAGUUUUUAACACAACAAGUUCUAAAGUAAAGGUGAAACUGCGUACAGAUGCCACAAAUGUCGGAGAUGGCUUCACCCUUGAAUGGAAACAAAAAUGCGGAGGAAUAUUUUUCGUAACGGACGACGUGAAAACGAUGAUUUCACCAAGAUACCCAGAGCCGUACGAUCCAAACUUGAAUUGUAAUUAUACAUUUGUGGCGCCAAGCUUGAGCGAUUAUAUCAACAUUGUCUUCAAGGACUUCCAGCUCGAGGAGACUAGUCGUCGUUGUAAUUACGAUAAUUUAACGAUUUACAAGUACAACGAAUAUUCCUACAAUUCGGACAUUUACGAGAAAAUGUCGACGUUCUGCCGAAAAGAUAGUCCCGGAAAUCUCCGACUCAAAGGAAAAGCAGUCAUUUUAUUCCAAUCGGACAUGUUCCAUGAAAAGGCAGGAUUUCUCUUUGAGUAUCACUUGGACCGGUGUGGCGGCGAUAUUAACGAAUCAACGAUUCUGGAGUCGCCCAAACAAGAUGACGACGGAAAUUUACCCGCUGGAAUCGACUGCGUGUGGCGAAUUUCAGCGCCCAUCGGGAAAAUUAUCGUCAUCCGAUUCGAAAAAGUCGAUCUGGAGCACAGUGAGGGAUGCAAUUAUGACUACAUCAACGUCUACCGUUCGCAUAACAUGUCAGAGGCGAAUCGUGCCGCCAAAUUAUGCGGCGACUUUUUGGAUCGAUCGAUUUCGUUGAAUAGUCAAACGGGUGUGCUUCAACUGAAAACCGAUUCGAGUAACAAUGCGGGAGGUUUUCGUGCGAGAAUUACCAUGACCACGCCAUGUGCCGAAACAAUCACCUUGAGAGACGUUAGUCCGAUCCACAAUAUCCAGGUGACGCAACAAAACUACGUUCCGAGCAUGGAUUGUCAUUAUUUGGUGCAAACGGACUUGGGAUACACGAUUCAGGGGAAAUUCAAUCGAAUGCAUGUCUUGCCAUGCAAUCACAAUGCGACAGAUAAUUGUUCGUGUAGCUUUGUGGAGGUGCGAAAUGGCAGAGGACCGUUUGCGGAAUUAAUUGGAAAGUAUUGUGGACACGAAAUUCCCGCUGGAUUUCAGUCUUCGGCAAAUUUCUUGUGGAUUCGGUUUGUUACGAGCUCGCAAAAUGAUUCUAGUUCCGGCAUUGAUGUUGAAUUGAAGAGAGUUCCGUCGGUUUGUGGGAUUGCUGCUGUUAAUGUGACCAAAAAUGAGACUUUUACAUUGGAGCCGCCGCGAGUCGGAGGGAAAUAUUUGAAAAAUUUGCAUUGUGUGUGGGCUGUGGAGACGGCAAUUAGUACGAAUUUCGAGAUUAUCGUGGAAAAUCUUGACAUGGAAGACCCUAAUGAUAAAGGCGAGUGUGUGAAUGACUUCCUGAAAAUCACAGACGACUCGGCGAAAGAUUAUAUCAAUGACCAAACGUUCGGUAAUGAAGUUAUUUACAAGGGACAAAGUGGUAGCAAAAUAUAUUCCUUCUACAUGGGGUUAUAUCGUCCUCAAGCACCGCAUGUUUUUUGCGGAAAAUCGAGCAGUAACAUAAUUUAUUACACCUCAUCGAAUAAGGUACAUGUUCGAAUCUCCACCAACAGCGACAUAGAAGGCGCAGGUUUCAAGUUGAAAUUCAUACCUGCCGGAUCCUGCCACGACUAUGACGGGCUUCAGGGUAGAAUUAACGUGAAUCAAGUGAAAACGUGCAAUUAUCUCAUCAAAGCGCCGCAAAACUACACAAUUUCCGUCUUUUUCAACAGCCUUUAUUUCUAUGAGGAUAACUGCACGUCAUCAGGUUUGAAAAUUUUCGAUGGUGAAGCUGCGACAGCGCCAUCUCUCGUCGCUUGUGGUUACACGCAACCAAAUCCCUUCUUCUCCACAUCGAAUAUCGUCAAAGUUGCCGUGAAUGCGCAACACGAAUUCUCGGGAAAUUACGAUUUGACCUAUGUGGCAACCGAUCAAGGUCGCGGAUGUGGCGGAACGAUACUCAAUUACGGCGGAAUGUUUACGAGUCCGUUGUAUCCGCAAAAUAAUCGGAAUGAAACGGAUUGCGUGUGGACGAUUCAUGUGCCGCGAAAUGUAAAAGUUGCACUUCGUUUUGCCGUUUUUGAUUUUGGUUCGAAGACAACGUGCAACGGAAAUUACGUGCAAAUAUUGGAGAAAAAUGCAGCAGGUGAGGAGGAGGUUAAACGGCAAUAUUGCGGAGAGGAUGAGCCCGCAGUGUAUCGAAGUGAAACCUCAAUUGUCGCAGUGAAGCUCAAGACAACAAGAAAUUUCGCUGGAACUGGAUUUAUUGCUAAUUUCAUGGGAGUUUCUGAAGAUUCUAAACUUCUUAUGUGAUGAUGUCAGCUCUGUAGUUUAAAAUUAUUAUCAAUGAACAAUUUUCAUUUGGAUCUUUCGAAGUUAUCAAUAUAAUUUCCAAUAAAUGCGUAGACUAAAUAAAUUUUUCAAUAAUUUCAA